Molecule: messenger RNA, 915 nt
Organism: Linum tenue
Lineage: Eukaryota; Viridiplantae; Streptophyta; Magnoliopsida; Malpighiales; Linaceae
Source: the annotation of a GenBank genome assembly
AUGGAGAAGAUAGAGCACACAACGAUCUCCACAAACGGGAUCAACAUGCACGUCGCCUCCAUCGGCGCCGGCCCACGCGCCAUCCUGUUCGUCCACGGCUUCCCGGAGCUAUGGUACACGUGGCGGCACCAGCUCCUCUCCCUCUCCUCCCUCGGCUACCGCUGCAUCGCCCCGGACCUCCGCGGCUACGGUGACACCGACUCCCCGGGCCCGGCGGCCCAAUACACCUCCUUCCACGUCGUGGGCGAUCUCGUGGGCUUGCUGGACGGGCUGCGGAUCCAGCAAGUCUUCUUAGUGGGCCACGACUGGGGCGCCAUCAUCUCGUGGCACUUUUGCCUGCUUCGGCCCGAUAGAGUCCGGGCCCUGGUCAACACCAGCGUUCCCUUCAGCCCGAAGACCUCGUCGAGGGUGUCUCCGAUGACGUUCCAGGAAGCCGGAGAAAUGGAGGCUGAGUUCGCCGGGAUGGAUACCGGGAAAGUGUUGAUGAAAUUUCUCGGGUACCGUGACCCGAACCCGCCUUGUAUACCCAAAGAAACCGGGUUCGUGGGCUUUCCGGAUCCGCCCACUUUGCCUUCGUGGAUCUCGCAGGAGGAUGUUGACUACUAUGCUGCCAAAUACGACAAGAGCGGCUUCACUGGACCAUUGAACUACUACCGCUCCAUUGAUUUAACGUGGGAGAUGAUGGGGCCGUGGACAGGGGCAAAAGUGGUGGUGCCGACGAAGUUCAUAGUGGGGGAGCUGGACCUGACGUUGAAGCUCCCUGGAGCGGAGGCGUACAUCAACAAUGGCGGAUUCAAGAAGGAUGUGCCGCUAUUGGAGGACAUAGUUGUGCUGAAAGGCGUUGGUCACUUUCUCAACGAGGAGAAGCCGGAGGAAGUUACUAAACAGAUUCACGAUUUCUUUAACCAGUUUUGA